Messenger RNA from Sinocyclocheilus anshuiensis, 3021 nucleotides. RefSeq names its product keratin-like protein KRT222. The coding region runs from base 401 to 1897 and encodes 498 amino acids. The transcript is spliced from 10 exons. NCBI's taxonomy places the organism in Eukaryota, Metazoa, Chordata, Actinopteri, Cypriniformes, Cyprinidae. The record is from RefSeq and is a predicted model, not a curated record.
AGAUGUGUGGGGUGCAACCAGAUGGACUCUCACUAGACUGCGACUGCCACACUUCAAUGACUCGAAUCUGAAGGGGAAUCACCAGGGCAGGAACAGAGGAGAAAAAAGGGGUGGGACGGGCGAGGGCGUGUUGGAUCAGCGUUCACAAAAGCACCAGCAAAACCCGUGACACAUAUAGUGGCCUCUUGCUCUUCACCUCCACACGAGGCCGGCAGGACCCUGGUGGGCCUCUCGCUCCUGUUCCACUCCCACAGUACCCCAAGGGCCAGGGAAAGGCCUCAUCCCUGUCCGUAGGAGCCACGUCGACAGUUGUAUUCAAGCAAAAUCUUUACUCUGUAAACACCCGGUUGUCUUAGGUGUGGCAGGACGUGCUCUGGUUCAUUUAGUUUCAUCUGGCCCCAUGGAGGGACUCGAAGAGCCGAAAUUUGCCCUGAGGGGCCUGAAUGAAAGGCUGAAGGGGUUCCUGGAGCACGUGAAUCAGUUGGAAUGGACCAAUCGUGAACUGGAGGAGCAGAUUGCAGAGUGCAGAUUGAGGAACGUUGUUCUGUGGUGGGACUGGAGCGACAAGGAGGCGCUGACACAGGAACUGCGAGCUCAGGUUAGGAUGAUCAUAAUGGAAAAUGCAGAAGUUUUGUUACAAUCCGAUGCAGUGAAACUCAGGGCAGCACAUUUAAAGACCAGGUGUGAAACCGAGAAGAAACUCCGUCUCCUAAAGGAGCAGGAGGUGUCACAGCUGAAGAUAAAGAAAAUAGACGUGGAAACAUCCAACACUCUCCUGGAAAAACAGCUUUAUGAAUACCAAAAUGAGUUACAGCAAAUCGUGGAGGAACAUGAGAGAGAGCUGGACCAGCACCAGCGGCGAGCAGUAGAGGAGUGUGAUAGAGUACUACUGCAGGUUGCUGCAGGAGAGGAUGGCAGAGGAAUGGAUCUCUCCCGGACCAGCACCCAGUGCGACCACUCCAGCCCAGCCCAGAGCAGCCCCGACUCAGCCACGCCACCAAAUCCAGCCCCAGGCUCUGGUCCCGCUUCACAGAGAAGGCCCCAAAAGGAUGCAACCAGCCCCAAAGCUGCGUUUCCGCCACAGGUGAGAGCAGGUGACGAGGCCCUGAAAGAGGCACGAGCCGAGCUCACAGAGGCCCGAAAGAGAUGGCACCGUCUACAGGUGGAAAUUGAAUCUCUACAUGCCUUGGAGAGGAGUCUCCAUAGCUCUCUACACCACACUCAGCUCCAGUACUCUGUGCAGCUCAAGGAUCUGUCCCAGUCUGUCAGGAGUCUGGAGUCUGAGCUAGAAACUGUGCGGGACGGUCUGGAAGUCCAGAAACAGAACCAUACCCAGCUCCUCAACACCAAGAUGAGGCUGGAGAGAGAGAUCGCAACCUAUAGGAAACUCCUGGAACAUGAGGAGGGCAGGUUUCUGAACUCAGAUGGUCGGCCUCUAAAGCUGAAGCCAUGGAAGGGCUCAGUUCCUGCUCCAGAGCAGAACGGCCUGCACAACGGAUGUGACGAGGAUAUCGCCGAGCCGUUCUUCACUGAGAUGACUCCAAAAAUAAGCAUAAAACCAGUCAUAAACAAAGAUGGGGAGAUCUGUACUGUGAAGACUCAGGAGAUUCUGGAAGGAAAUGUAGUGAGGGAGAGUGCGGAGGGUCACGGAAAUGUGGAGACAGAGAAGAUUGACAAGGUCAUCAGGCAAUGGGAAGGGUCAUUCUUUAAAGGAAAUCCCAAGCUGAGGAAGAAAUCUGUGUCUCUGCGUUUCAACCUUCAUAUGGCUGUAGCGGAUGAGGGUUGCAGCCAGAUAAAACAGGACAGUCUCCCUAACGUGGAGGUCCGUCUGGUCAUGAGACGGUCUCGCAGCAUACCCACUUUUGCCCAGUGUAAUGCUACUACAUCACAACUGUGACCUCACAAUGCUACUGCAUUACAGUUGAGUAGUGGUGACCACGUCUCAAUGUCUCGGCGGCUAAUAAAGGCAAAUCACUUUAGUGACGUCAUAGAACUUUUGCCUUUUGAAAGAAAAAAGCGUCACAUCAUCAGUAAAGCGUUCAAAAACAAAAAACUCAAAUAGCUUUUAUGAUUGUAAUGAACUCAUGCAGAUAAAGCUACUUAAAGAAAUUUCAAGGCAAAUUAAUUUGUAGUUGAUUUAUUUUACUUCAAACUUAAUGAAUGGGAGUACGAACGUCUUGCAGUGUUUCAGAUUUCGUACAUUGUGACUUUAGAGUGUGACGCGCUCUGUGGACGCUCUACUGCCACAUUAUUGAUUAUUAGCACAUAUUACGUUACUGAAAACCUAUAAAAACUAUUGGUUUCUGAAAAUGUGUAUAGUUUAUACAUCUAUCGAGCUGAAUCUUCAGUCUCAGUGAGAAAAGGUCAAUGUGGAUACAGAGAUUUCACAUUCAGUGCAGCGUUAAAAAAAGAUGCCUUAUUGCAUUUGACAAAUGUUACUGGAACUAAUUUAACACUCCAGUGAACGCUAAGGGGGUAUGAAGUUCUGGUUCUGCAGGAGACUGUAGUGUGAACCAAAACAAAAUAUUGCGAAAUUUGCAAGUGUAGCUAAAAUCUGCAGCCAAAACAAAUGAUUUAUGGUGAAACCGAUGUACUGUCCUCACGAUAUUGCCUGCAUGGAUGUGUACAGAAUGACUAGCAGUCUAUCACUGCAGAGAGAAUGAGAUGCUAAAAGUGAAAUGUUGACUAUGAUCUUCUCUAUUACUUACACUCGCCUAUAAAAGUUAUAUUGCUUUGUAUUACGGAUGCAUAUAGUUUACGCUUUAUUUAAAGUGCAAAUACUGUGUCUUCCAAUCAAAAAUUAUGCAGGAUUGUUCAGAAAACUUGAAAUGAUUAUACUUCAACAACCAAAAAAAAAAAAGGAUUUUGCAUUUCUCAUCUACACGUUAAUCAUUUAAACUGAUUUAUUUACAUACCCAUUAUGUUCUACCUCUGAUGGUUGUUGUACUGUAAAUACAUGGGGUUCUUCCUGAUGCAACAAAGAAAUGGAUACAUAUGCAUAUAUUUAAUUAAAAGUUAUAU